Harmonia axyridis is the source of this 2264-nucleotide messenger RNA. RefSeq names its product very long-chain specific acyl-CoA dehydrogenase, mitochondrial (gene Acadvl). NCBI's taxonomy places the organism in Eukaryota, Metazoa, Arthropoda, Insecta, Coleoptera, Coccinellidae. The record is from RefSeq and is a predicted model, not a curated record. The coding region runs from base 260 to 2161 and encodes 633 amino acids. Gene Ontology annotation, molecular function: flavin adenine dinucleotide binding; fatty-acyl-CoA binding; very-long-chain fatty acyl-CoA dehydrogenase activity. The transcript has a single exon.
GUUUCAAUUAAAUGUUGUGUCAUAUUAGAACUAAUCUAGAAACGUCAUCUUAUUUGGGUUAAAUUGGUCAAAGUACAAACAUCAAGUGGAAUUUGGGGUUUAAACAGAGUACAAAGUUCUGUUUUCAUAAUUCGCCAAUAUUUAUAGAAAUAUUUUUAUUUACGUUACCAACAAAAAAGGUUCACAUUCAACCUUCACUCGUCAAAUACGUUCUGAAUAACCUUCCAAGUGUAGUGUUGAAUUUUUUAAUAUUCAAGCCAUGUUGAAAGUAGGACAAGUAAUUUUAAACCAAAAUCGUAUCCAAUUAUGUGCCCAAAGACUGCUAGUGACUUCUACGGUCCAUCUAAAAGCUGCUCAGGCCCAGACAUUGGAGAAAGCAGAAAGACCAGCAAAGGAGGUGAAAGAGGAUUUUUCUUUUGUUAUGAAUAUGUUCAGAGGUCAAAUUGAAACAAAACAGCUAUUUCCCUAUCCAAAUGUAUUGAAUAGUGAACAAAGAGAAACACUGGAAAUGUUGGUGGAUCCAGUAAAUAAAUUUUUCGAAGAAGUUAACAAUCCAGCAAAAAAUGACCAAGAUGAAAAAAUUGAAGAAACUUCUCUCAAGGGUUUAUGGGAAUUAGGAGCUUUUGCACUACAAGUACCCCAAGAUUUAGGUGGAUUGGGACUCACAAACACCCAAUAUGCUAGGUUGGUAGAGAUUGUUGGGGCACAUGACUUGGGAGUUGGUAUUACUCUAGGAGCCCAUCAAUCAAUUGGUUUCAAAGGAAUUUUGCUCUUUGGCAACCCAGAACAAAAGAAAAAAUAUUUGCCAAGAGUCACCUCUGGGGAAUAUGCUGCAUUCUGCUUAACUGAACCUUCCUCUGGUUCAGAUGCAGGAUCUAUUAAAACUAGAGCAGUUCUUUCUCCUGAUGGUAAACAUUAUAUCCUCAAUGGUUCUAAAAUUUGGAUCAGUAAUGGUGGAUUAGCUGAAAUCAUGACAGUAUUUGCACAAACUCCUGUAAAUGAUCCAAAAACUGGUAAAGUAGUAGAUAAAGUAACUGCAUUCAUCGUUGAAAGAUCAUUUGGAGGUGUAACAAAUGGCCCUCCUGAAAAAAAAAUGGGUAUCAAAUGCUCAAAUACAGCUGAAGUUUAUUAUGAAGACGUUAAAGUACCAAUUGAAAAUGUCUUAGGAGGUGUUGGUAAUGGUUUCAAAGUUGCUAUGAAUAUUUUGAACAAUGGUAGAUUUGGUAUGGCUGCUUGUUUAUCUGGAACAAUGAAAGCUUGCACCAAAAAAGCUGUAGAAUUUGCAACAACCAGAACACAAUUUGGCAAAAAAAUAGAUUCAUUUGGUGCUAUUCAAGAAAAAAUCGCUAGAAUGUCAAUGUUGCAAUAUGUGACUGAAUCCUUAGCAUACAUGAUUUCAGGAAAUAUGGACAGUGGAUCACAGCAUUACCAUCUUGAAGCUGCCAUCUCCAAAUGUUUUGCUUCAGAAGCAGCAUGGAAUGUAUGUGAUGAAGCUAUUCAAAUAAUGGGAGGCAUGGGCUUCAUGAAAGACACUGGACUUGAAAGAGUCAUGAGAGAUUUGAGAAUUUUCAGAAUAUUUGAGGGUACAAAUGAUAUUUUGAGGUUAUUCGUUGCUUUGACAGGCAUCCAAUAUGCAGGUGCACAUCUAAAGGAACUACAAGCUGCUUUCAAGAACCCAACAGCAAAUCUUGGGCUCAUCUUUGGAGAAGCAUCAAAGAGAGUUGUAAGAAAAGUGGGGCUAGCAUCACCUCCUAAAAUGGAUCAUCUUGUACACAGAGAACUUGCAAAAUCUGCUAAUUUGAUAGCUAAAGACAUUGAUACUUUUGGUCAAGCUGUAGAAAUGGUACUCAUCAAAUACGGUAAAGGAAUUGUGAAUGAACAAUUUAUCUUGAAUAGGUUAGCCAACGCAACUUUCGAUAUCUAUAGCAGUGCAGUUGUGAUAUCAAGAGCAAGUUUAGCUCUCCAAAAUAACGUUCCUACUGCACAACAUGAAAAAUUAAUGGCAGAAACAUGGACUUUAGAGGCUUCAGACAGAGUAGCAAAUUAUCUCAAAGCAAUUUCUUCCGGAAAGCAUCUUGACAAUUUUAGCAAAAUGGAAACUAUUUCCAAGAGAGUAUGUGAGAAUGGCGCCACUGUGCAAAACAAUCCUUUAAAUAUUUAAGUAUACUAAUUUAUUGUCCUUGUUUGUAACAAAGAUAUAAACAAUUAUUUUCGAUAUAUGUACAGCAGCAAAUCAAUAUUUUGUAUUAAACUUUUAAAAUUUA